This is a messenger RNA of Trematosphaeria pertusa, 2229 nucleotides long. RefSeq names its product MBOAT-domain-containing protein. The coding region runs from base 111 to 2021 and encodes 636 amino acids. The transcript has 4 exons. Gene Ontology annotation, biological process: GPI anchor biosynthetic process. NCBI's taxonomy places the organism in Eukaryota, Fungi, Ascomycota, Dothideomycetes, Pleosporales, Trematosphaeriaceae. Gene Ontology annotation, cellular component: endoplasmic reticulum. The record is from RefSeq and is a predicted model, not a curated record.
UUCCGUCUUCCAGCCGCCCUCACCGCACCCCUUUCCUUCCCAGAGCACGGGAACGCUCCAAGACAGUCAUUAUAUGCCCCGAACAUGAGAGGCUGAAUAUAGAAAGCAAUAUGAUGCUCCAAUACCUCCGCCAGCUCUACUCCCUGGACACGCUCGAUACUCGCUUCGUCGUCCCCGCCACCAUACCCCCCAAGGAAGCUCUCGAGCUUGCAGAACUCGACCCAGCACAGCCUUUGCCGGUUAGGAAUGGACAGGUCAAGGGCAGAGACUCAGCGGAGGCGGUCCAGCCUUCGCGCUGGGAUACGCCGGAGUUCUACUUCUAUUAUCUGGUCAUCCUCAUUUGUGUCCCCCUUAUGUGCAAAGCCGUAGUCGAUGUCUCGAAUGAAUCCCAUCCCAACUACUCUAAAUUCGCUCGUCUGCUCUCGGAUGGCUGGAUACCUGGUCGCAAAGUUGACAACUCCGAUUUGCAGUAUUCCGGCUUCCGGCAGAACAUCCCAUAUCUGGUCAUUGUUGUACUACUCCACCCUCUAUUACGGAAAGCAUACGACACAUUCUGGAGAGCCGACACCUACACCCAGGUACGAUCAUCUCCAGUUGGCCUCACCAUGGGCCUGACUGCUUCCGCUGCUGCGGAUGCUCGUCUGAAUCAGCGAGUCUCUUUCGACAUUCCCUUCUCUGUUGCGUUCCUGGCGGCUCUGCAUGGCUUCUCGGCCUUGAAGAUCGUUACCAUCUUGUACAUCAACUAUUGCAUUGCGAAGAAGCUACCUAGGCCGUACGUGCCUGCGGCGACCUGGAUCUUCAACAUCGGCAUACUGUUCGCCAAUGAGCUGGCUCGGGGUUACUCAUAUGCCUCCAUUCUUGGCGCAUUUCUUUCUCCAACGCCAGCUUCUGAGAAGGAACCACCAACAACGAAUUUCGGACACACGCUUGACAGCUAUGGUGGCCUCAUUCCGAGGUGGGAGGUCUUGUUCAACUUUACCGUUCUGCGCCUAAUCAGCUUCAAUUUGGACUACUACUGGAGCCUGAACUCAAGGACUGGCAGCCCUUUGGAGAAGAAACAGCUCGAUCCCUCCAACCUCUCUGAGCGGGAUCGAGUCUCCAUUCCCGCGAAAGCCAGUGACUUUAGCUUCCGCAACUACUUCGCCUACACCAUGUACUCGCCGCUGUACCUCGCUGGUCCGAUCGUGACAUUCAACGACUACAUGUCACAACUACGAUACCGACCGCACAGCAUCACCACGAAACGGACUCUGCUCUAUGCAGUGCGCUUCAUCAUCGUCCUUCUGACCAUGGAGAUCAUGAUCCACUACAUGUACAUGGUGGCCAUCUUCAAAGCCAGGCCAGAUUGGUCCCAGUACACACCCGCUCAACUCAGCAUGCUCGGCUUCUUCAACCUCAAACACAUCUGGCUCAAGCUGCUCAUACCAUGGCGCUUUUUCCGCCUAUGGGCGCUGCUCGAUGGCAUCGACCCUCCCGAGAACAUGGUCCGCUGCAUGAGCGACAACUACUCCGUCACACAGUUCUGGCGAGGUUGGCAUCGAAGCUUCAACAAAUGGAGCAUCCGAUACUUAUUCAUACCGUUGGGUGGCAGCGCGCUACCAGGCUUCUGGGGAAGGGUCAGAUUGGUCGUGAACUUUCUGACAGUUUUCUCGUUCAUCGCCAUAUGGCACGACAUACAGCUUCGGCUUCUCUUGUGGGGCUGGCUGGUUACGCUGUUUGUACUUCCAGAGGUUAUCGCGUCCAUGGUUUUCCCGGCCCGCAAGUGGAAAGACCGACCAAAUGCGUAUCGUUUCAUUUGCGGUGUUGGCGCGGUGGGCGAGAUACUGCUGCUCAUGGUGGCGAACCUGGUCGGCUUCGCACUGGGGAUGGAUGGCCUUGAAGGUCUGGUCAAGGGCAUUAUGGGAAGCUACUCUGGACUGGCGUUCUUCUGGGGUGCAUGUGGUGCGCUUUUUGUAGGCGUGCAGGUUAUGUUUGAGAUACGGGAGUCAGAGAAGCGGAGAGGGAUCAAGAUGAAGUGCUAGCGUGCUACUUAGAUCCGGUCAAAGAGUACUAUUAUCGCUGUCUUGCUCUUCUCAAUGCUUCUUUCCGCGUUGGCCGUUCAAAAGAUGAGCAAGAGCGCCACCAGCGCUUUUCCAAAAGCCACAAAAAAGCUACCAUACCCUAUAAAAAGGUUCUACUUCUUCCAUGUUAUUCUACCAGCUGUGCAGAAUCCAGCAAAAAUUAAAUCAA